UAUAUAAUAAACUGAAAACCAAACUCCCAAACGAUUUUCGAUUCAACGACGGCGAAGAGAGAGAGAAGAUAGGAGAAGAGUCCAAAGCGACGCGUUUGGAUCCAUCGAAGCACCUUAAUAGUAUAAACUUCCUUUGAUCAUCUCAUCUCAUCUCAUCUCAUCUCAUCUGCACACAAUUUUCAACGUUAUUUCUUCAAUCUCUCUCUCUAGUUUCUCUCACUAGAAACAUGGGUUCAUCAUGGAGCAGCAGCAGCAACAACAACAGAAGAAGAAACAACAAUUACUGUCAAAACCCUUCUCAACUCAUUGCUUCUUCCUCUUCUUCUUCAUAUACUCAUCCUCCAUCUCCUCCGCCUCCUCAUGGCUCUGCAAAUCCGCCGCCACCGCCUCCAAUUUACUCUUCAUACUACAGCUCUGGUGGGUACAGUACGUGCAAUUACCCCAAUCCUAUGAUGGGUCGGGCCAAUUUUGGUCCCAAUUACCCUAAUCAGAACAAUGGGUGGGCUGGAAUUCGGCCUCCGAUGAUGAUGAUGGUGGGUCCGCCGCCACCGCCACCGCCGCCGCCGCCGCUGCCGCCGUAUGUUGACCACCAGCAGGCCAAGAAGGUCAGGAAUGAUGUGAAUGUGCAUAAGGAUACGUUACGGCUCGAGGUUGAUCAGCAGAACCUUGAUCACCAUUUGGUCUCCUUUGUUUUCGAUGCAUUGUUUGAUGGGAGUUUCACUAUUUUCUACUUUGCCAAGGAAGAACCCAAUUGUAGAUUUGUUCCACUAUAUCCUGAAGCCUAUAUGCCGGUUAAAGUUCCUUUCCAGAAAGGACUUGGCCAGAAAUUUUGUCAGCCUUCUGGAACAGGCAUUGACUUCAAUUUCUUCGAGUUGGAUGAACUUUCCAGACCAUCAUCAGGAGAGGAUGUGUUCCCACUUGUAAUCUCUGCUGAAACAUGCUUGCCUUCUGUUUCUACAGAAGAACAUCUUGGCAAUCCUCCACCAAGUUCGUUCCCCCAUAUGCAGAUUACUCAAGCUGUUAUACAGAGGAACAAUGAGAAAGCUUUUCAUGUGAGAGUAGUCAGGCAGAUAUUGUGGAUUGACGGGGUUCGCUAUGAGUUGCGUGAGAUAUUUGGAAUUGGAAACUCAGCUCCAGAAAGCUUCAAGGAUGAUGACCCAGGGAAUAUAUGUGUGAUUUGCAUGACUGAACCUAAAGAUACAGCUGUCCUUCCAUGUCGACAUAUGUGUAUGUGCAACGAGUGUGCAAAAACAUUGAUGCUGCAAUCAAACAAGUGCCCAAUAUGCCGUCAACCUAUUGAGGAACUCAUAGAGAUCAAGAUCAAUAGUGUCGAUCAGUGACAGACCUUUCUUCACACUAGAUCCAAUUGUAUGAUGCAACUGUUGUUAUAUUCUUUUCUGUGCAUAUAAUCCUGUUAUAUAUGUGCUUCUAGUUCUGUUAUUUUAGUCAUAUCUUCAAUUCCUUUUCUGAUCAUUGAUCACAUGGUGCUGUAUAUACAAGGGUGUGAAGUGGCCUGAUGUUCUUGCAAAGUAAUAUGGUUUGUGCCACCCAGUUAGUUGAUAAAGGUUGUUUUUUAAAUUUUGUUUCCAGUAGAACUUCUCUUUUGAAUUGCUGAAGUGCAAAUGUACUGUUAUCUUCUUGGUCUCCUCUCAUUGACACUCAAUGUCUGCAGUUCUCUAGAAAUAUAUGAUCACAUAAAUAAAGUCUUGAAACUCCUUGCUUUCCCUUUA
Messenger RNA from Camellia sinensis, 1730 nucleotides. RefSeq names its product putative E3 ubiquitin-protein ligase LUL4. NCBI's taxonomy places the organism in Eukaryota, Viridiplantae, Streptophyta, Magnoliopsida, Ericales, Theaceae. Gene Ontology annotation, biological process: protein ubiquitination. Gene Ontology annotation, molecular function: ubiquitin protein ligase activity. The record is from RefSeq and is a predicted model, not a curated record.